CUUUGCUGCUUGUUGUUGCAUCUCCGCAAUCCUCUUCAAAUACCAUUCUCUUUCGGCCUGCGAGGGGUUGAGGUGGUCGAGCAUCUUAAGCCUAUGCUCGUCGGAUCCAUUGGAUAUAGAGACCUCACCUGGGGUGCUGAGGUGUGCAGAGUUGAAGCCAUGAAGAUCGAGGAUGACCUUCUCAGUUUUGGCUACAAUCUUUUCCAUUUCCCGAUUCUGCAAUGCUGCCUGCUUGAUGAUGUCGGAUAUAUCUUUGGCGUAUGCUUGGAUAAUGGGGUCUUCGUCUUCUCUGAGUGUUGCCCAUUUAGACACGAUCAACGCCCAGUCCGAGAAGAGCAGGUUCUCGAUGAGGAAAGGAGACUGCGAGUUGGUGGCAUUGUGAACCUUCAGGAGAAUCUGCCCUGGAAGGGCGAGCAUGGCGAUCUGUGCGUGUACGCUGGGGGGCGCGAGGUGGAUGAAGGUUUUGGCUUUCUUUGCGAGCUCAUGGUGCCAUCCAUUGGCUGCUUCAGUGUCGUCCUGCAGGAACGAUUGGCAGACAUGGUGAUAUGUCGUGGGCAAGUGGCAGGCCGGACGGUGGUUAUUUACGAGAUGACAGAGCAUCGAGAUUUUCGUCCGGAGCGGGAUUUUGGCUUCGUCACCGCCGACAAUCGAUAUGGGUUUCGUCGGUAUGAAGUGGAUGCAAAUGGGUUAUUGGUGCUACGCUUAGAGUUAGGUUUCGGCUAUGUGGGCGCGGAUUUGCGUGAUGCAUCUGUUUUCGUUACCAAGAGGAUUUGGGCUGAGCAUGAGCACAUUCACACUGUGAAGCAAAACAAGCUUGGCUUUGCGAAGGUGGCACAACUGGUUGAGAUUACGACUUAUCUCAAACGAGCUUCGUGCAGGCAGCAUGGUGGUGGGUAUGUUCUACCGUGGAUCAUGGACGACCACGAUGACCAUAGACCUUGUGGGGCUGCGGGGGAGGACAGGGAGGACGGUGAUCCACAACAAGCGGCGUGGGGGGCGAGACCGGUUGGGACCUUCAGCGAUGAGGAGUUGAGGAGGCCGAUUGUCAUGUUCACACACGAUGGCACAGCCUCUCCGCGAAAGGCGUCUGUCGUUUUUGGUGAGAGGGCGACCACAUUAUUGCCUUACGAUCAUGUGCCUCCUCCCGCACAGGACGCUGGCGUUGAGGGUGUGCAGACUGGGAAGGACGACUGGACGGACCCGGAGGACCUUGCGCCGGGAGGGGACAAGUCCGUGAAGCAGGUUUAUUUCACCUAUGGCGGAGGAUCCAACGGGCUUGCAUCUCGGACAUCAGUCAUCACUAACGACGCCUUAGGCCCGAAACAGGGAGUUAAAGACGAGUGGAGCCCUGAAGGUCGCUCGACUCAGCCAUCAAGCAGCACGGCCACAAACCUUCCCCUACGCACGAGGAAGGUUAUAAGGGUCGACUCGAGGGAGGAUGAGCCCGAGACAGAAGAGCGUUUGAGGGAUGCUCGGUUUGAUCCUAGCCACCACUCGUUCGAGCAUUCACAGCUCCUACGUCGAUCGGCGAGGUUGGCAGGUCAGGGAGGUGUGGCGUCGCAGCACCUAGAGGACAUCCCACUCAAGGAGCGUACUACGCUCACUCCGUCACACGACCGUGAUCUUCAGGACACCCACGACACGCCUUCUUUGUUGCGGACCAGCAAUUUCGACAUCAGGCGGUGGGUGGUUGUCUUGCAGACGAGUUACGGACUGUUUGAGGAGGGAUUACGAGAGGGGACAAGGGUUUUUUGCACGAGGUCCGGCGGCGGGGGCAGAUGUUGGUGACGCGGGCGUUGCAUUCGUACGACGACCCAGUGUGCACAUGACAACACGUAUCCUGGGAUUGCCGGAGAGACAGACGUGGAGGCAGGUAGUUUUCCCGGACCAGGUGUUGUUGAAGAUAGACGUCGAGGAUUGCCUUAGGCUCAGGAGGGUGAUUUACAUAUGCCCGCAGGGGCGAGACGUCACGGAUCUAUCAGUGGCCUAGAGGCUCAGAUUGUUAUCGAGCGACAGCGUCUAGAGGACUUGGUUCGAGAGCGUGACGGGCUGGUCGAGACAGACACACACGAGGACGAGGCCGACACAAAGACAGAGCCAUCGACAUUGUAGCUCGGAGGGAUAGGGCCACGAAGGCAGCGGCUGAGGCGGCAAGGGAUCCGCAUGCCCAACCUCG
Molecule: messenger RNA, 2176 nt
Organism: Chara braunii
Lineage: Eukaryota; Viridiplantae; Streptophyta; Charophyceae; Charales; Characeae
Source: the annotation of a GenBank genome assembly